This is a messenger RNA of Fonsecaea pedrosoi CBS 271.37, 4473 nucleotides long. RefSeq lists its product as uncharacterized. Gene Ontology annotation, biological process: transmembrane transport. The coding region runs from base 1 to 4473 and encodes 1490 amino acids. The record is from RefSeq and is a predicted model, not a curated record. Gene Ontology annotation, molecular function: ATP binding; ATP hydrolysis activity; ABC-type transporter activity. Gene Ontology annotation, cellular component: membrane. Lineage: Eukaryota; Fungi; Ascomycota; Eurotiomycetes; Chaetothyriales; Herpotrichiellaceae. The transcript has a single exon.
AUGGCGCACACUGACGGCGACGAGAGAGAAGUUGAGCGUGCCAUUUCCCGGAAUGACGUCGAGGAGCAGGAUCUGGAAAAGAGAGAUGAGCGAGCACAAUACCUGGAAGUCCCGAGAGACACGAGAAGAGGAGGACGAGGCAGGAGUCAAGACAGUACACGGUUGGAAAAGGUCGAGUCGACAGUGACCGAAGCGACCGAAGCCAGUUCUGCUGCCUUUGCAUAUCAGACCGAACCUGAAAAGCUACCAUGGCGUCACAGAAUAAAUCCGCUCCGUCGGAACCCUCCGCCUGUACCGGAGGAAAGGACAGUGUGUCGAGAAUACAACGCGAGCUUCCUCAGCCUACUCCUCUUCCAGUGGAUGAAUCCUCUCAUGAUCACGGGCUACAAGCGGCCGAUUGAGCUGAACGACAUCUGGCUCGUCAAUCCUGACCGGAGCGCCACCACCAUGAGAGACAAACUGUCGGCCUCUUUCAAACGUCGUGUUGCACGAGGGGAACGUAACCCUCUCAUGUAUGCCCUUUUCGACACUUUCCGAGGCGAAUUUCUACUUGGCGCCAUGUGUGCUCUAUUUUCUGCCCUGUUCCAAGUGUUUUCCCCCUUCACCACUCGCUACCUGAUCCAGUUUGCCACAGAUGCCUGGGUCGCAGAUAAAUUCGGCGGCAAAUCUCCCAGCAUUGGUCAUGGCAUCGGCCUGGUCAUUGGCAUCACAUUUAUGCAAAUAUGCCAGUCCAUGGCGACUAAUCAUUUCAUCUACCGUGGCAUGAUGGUUGGAGGAGAGUGCAGAGCAGUGCUGAUCAACGCCAUUUUUGAGAAAUCUCUGGUAAUUUCCGGCAGGGCAAAGGCUGGCGGAAAGGCGAUCAAGGCCGAUGGGGUACCGGAGACGGUAGAACAGACCGAAGAUGAGAAGCACGAAGCUAGGUCGACUCUUGCUCGCGUCCUAUCAAAGCGACUCACUCCCAAAGGUGGCCCGAAAGUUACACCUGACAAAGCCGCUGGGAUUUCCGGAGACGGGGUCGGCUGGAACAAUGGCAGAAUUGUUAAUUUGAUGAGCGUCGACACUUAUCGUAUUGACCAAGCCUCCGGCCUAUUCCAUAUCCUGUGGACGUCGCCCAUUCAAAUCAUUGUCGUCUUGAUUGUGCUGUGUAUCAACAUUGGAUAUAGUGCUUUGUCAGGCUAUGCCCUUCUGGUCAUCAUGCUUCCCGUCCUGACCAAGGCCAUCAAGUCGCUCUUAGCCAGGAGGAAGAAGAUCAACAAAGUUACGGAUCAGCGUGUGGGUCUGACGCAGGAAAUUCUCGGCUCUGUGCGAUUUGUGAAGUUUUUCGGAUGGGAGACGAGCUUCCUGGACCGAUUGAAGGAGCUUCGAAAGAGGGAGAUCAGGGCUGUCCAGAUCUUGCUCUCCAUCCGAAAUGCCAUCAACGCGGUCGCCAUGUCGAUGCCAGUGUUCGCGGCCAUGCUGGCUUUCAUCACAUACUCAUUGUCCGACCACAGCCUUGCUCCGGCACGCAUAUUUUCGUCUUUGGCCCUCUUCAAUUCGUUACGGAUGCCCUUGAAUCUUCUUCCUUUGGUUCUUGGACAAGUAACCGAUGCCCAGACGGCGGUUCAGCGUAUUCAGGAGUUUCUAUUGUCUGAAGAGCAGGAAGACGAGAUUGUGUGGGAUGAAGAAAUGGAGCCUGCAGUCGAAGUGCAGCAUGCCUCCUUCACCUGGGAAAGGACCGCUAACCAAGAUAUGGAGAGGGCAGCCACAUUCCAGACGAAAGGCGAGCUUAUGGCUGCGAAGAAGGCCGAGAAGGACAGGAAGAAGGCUCAGAAGAAGGCUGAAAAAGCAGCGAAGAAGAACAAGAAAUCUCCUGGGGCUUCGAACGAUGACAUCGCAAGUGAGACUACGGAGGUGGAACCCUUCAAGCUACACGACAUGGACUUCACGGUGGGCCGAAAUGAAUUGAUCGCCGUCAUUGGCACGGUCGGCUCGGGUAAGACUUCACUUCUGGCCGCUCUGGCGGGGGACAUGCGCAAAACAGAUGGCAAGGUCAAGAUGGCAUCCUCUCGAGCGUUUUGUCCACAAUAUGCUUGGAUCCAGAAUGCCACUUUGAAGGACAACAUACUGUUCGGGAAGCCGUACAAAUCCAAAUGGUACAGGGACGUUAUCGAUGCGUGCGCCUUGAAACCCGACUUGGAAAUCCUCCCGGCAGGAGACCAGACCGAGAUUGGCGAGCGAGGCAUCACUCUCUCGGGCGGUCAGAAACAAAGGUUGAACAUUGCGCGGGCGAUUUAUUUUGAUGCAGACAUCAUCUUGAUGGAUGAUCCGCUCUCUGCUGUGGAUGCCCAUGUUGGUCGUCAUAUCAUGGACAAGGCAAUCUGCGGUUUGAUGAAGGAUAAAUGUAGAAUCCUAGCGACCCAUCAACUCCAUGUUCUUUCCCGGUGUGACCGAAUCAUCUGGAUGGAGGACGGUCAUAUUCAGGCCAUCGAUACCUUUGACAACUUGAUGAACACGAGUGUGGAUUUUCAAAAAUUGAUGGCCACGACUGCUCAAGAGGACGAAAGUGCAAUGGCGAAAGCAAAGGAUGAAGAUGCGAAUGAGGAGAAGCCUGGAAAGAAGACCAAGAAGACCAAGCCCACAGGUCUGAUGCAGCAAGAAGAGCGUGCUGUCAAAUCGGUGAGCUGGUCUGUCUGGGGAGCAUACAUCCGUGCAUCAGGGUCUCCAAUCCUCUGGCCACUCAUAUUCAUCUCCCUCGUCUUAUCCCAAGGAGCCAACAUAGUGACCAGCCUAUGGCUCAGUUGGUGGACGAGUGACAAGUUUGGAUUUUCCGAAGGCGUCUACAUUGCCGCAUACGCAUGUCUAGGACUGUCCCAAGCGGUGCUCAUGUUCGCGUUCUCGACUCUUCUCUCCACAAGCGGCACCAACGCCAGCAGGGUUAUGCUGCAAAAGGCCAUGACUCGAGUUCUACGCGCACCCAUGUCCUUCUUCGACACUACUCCUCUCGGCCGCAUCACCAACCGGUUCUCCAAGGAUGUAGACUCGAUGGACAACAGUUUGACCGACGCCAUGAGGAUGUACUUUCUUACCCUGGCCAUGAUCACCUCGGUCUUUGCCCUCAUCAUCGCAUACUUUCACUAUUUUGCUGUGGCCUUAGGGCCUCUAUUUGUCUUGUUCCUGUUUGCGUCAAGUUAUUACAGAGCAUCAGCACGGGAAAUCAAACGGCACGAAGCUGUUUUGCGGUCGACAGUCUUUGCACGAUUUUCCGAGUCUAUCUCAGGAGUGGCAUCUAUUCGGGCAUAUGGGCUACAAAGCUUUUUCGCGACACGAUUGCGGGAUGCCAUCGAUCAGAUGAACUCGGCAUACUAUCUGACGUUCGCAAACCAACGGUGGCUAUCUACGCGACUCGAUGCGAUUGGAAAUAUGCUUGUCUUUGUCACUGGCAUUUUGGUGGUAACGGAUCGUUUCAAUGUGAAUCCCAGCAUAGCGGGUUUGGUUUUGUCCUAUGUUUUGGCUAUUGUACAAAUGAUCCAGUUUACUGUGCGGCAAUUAGCAGAAGUGGAAAACAACAUGAACGCCACGGAACGCCUGCACUUCUACGGCACUCAGUUGGAGGAGGAAGCACCACUGAAAGGCGCGGAAGUGCCAGACAACUGGCCUCAAACGGGAGCAAUCACAUUCAACAAAGUCGAGAUGAGGUAUCGAGCGGGGCUGCCGCUCGUUCUGCAUGGCUUGGAUUUCCACAUCCGAGGCGGAGAGAGAAUCGGCAUCGUCGGUCGUACCGGAGCUGGCAAAUCGUCCAUCAUGGCGGCGCUUUUCCGGUUGACAGAACUCACGUCGGGACAGAUCAAAAUUGACGACAUUGACAUUUCGACUGUAGGCCUUUACGAUUUGCGGUCACGUCUCGCCAUCAUCCCACAGGAUCCAACCCUGUUCCGAGGCACUAUCCGCUCAAACCUGGAUCCGUUCAAUGAACACUCAGACUUGGAACUCUGGGCUGCGCUACGAAAGGCUGAUCUCGUGGGAGAGGAGAUGGCGACAUCGGAGAAGAUUGAUCGCCCCGACACUGCACGAACUGCAGCCACAUCGACGUCGAACGUGAACGCCCCUACUGGAGCUAGUCGGUUACAUCUCGACAGUCCUGUGGACGAAGAAGGGUUGAACUACUCACUAGGCCAGCGGCAAUUGAUGGCAUUAGCUCGAGCCCUAGUCCGCAAUUCACAGAUCAUCGUCUGUGACGAAGCGACUUCAUCGGUCGACUUUGAAACUGACGAGAAGAUUCAGCGGACCAUGCGGACUGGGUUCGCCGGAAAGACGGUGUUGUGCAUUGCUCACCGACUGAAGACUAUUAUCAACUACGACCGCAUUUGCGUGAUGGACCAAGGACGCAUUGCGGAAUUGGACACUCCUAUCAAUCUUUUUGAGGCCGGUGGCAUUUUCCGGAGCAUGUGCGACAAAAGCCAUGUCGUGCGGGAAGAUUUCUUCAGAGAGUCAUAG